This is a messenger RNA of Fomitopsis serialis, 864 nucleotides long. Its product is annotated as t-SNARE. Gene Ontology annotation, cellular component: SNARE complex; plasma membrane; endomembrane system. Gene Ontology annotation, molecular function: SNARE binding; SNAP receptor activity. Gene Ontology annotation, biological process: intracellular protein transport; vesicle fusion; exocytosis. The transcript has 7 exons. The record is from RefSeq and is a predicted model, not a curated record. The coding region runs from base 1 to 864 and encodes 287 amino acids. NCBI's taxonomy places the organism in Eukaryota, Fungi, Basidiomycota, Agaricomycetes, Polyporales, Fomitopsidaceae.
AUGGCAACUGGGCGCGACAGCACGACCGCCCUUGGCGCAACAGACAGCAUGUCUGCUUUCUAUGCUGAGAUCUCCUCCAUCCAAGAUGACCUCCGGACCUUCAACGACAACGUCGCGCGCAUCGGCGAACUCCACUCCCGCUCGUUGGACAACACUGACGACGCUGCAGCGCAGCGCGUCGCCCAGCAGCUCGACGAACUCGUUCAGGACACAAGCGCGCUUAGCACAACCCUUAAGCGACGGGUAAAGGCUCUCGAGCGCUCACCUGGUGCAGGGCGGGAUGGUCAGAUCCGCAGGCAACAAACAGGCUUGGUCAAGCAGAAGUUCGUUGAGGCGAUCCAGAGCUACCAGAGCGUCGAGCAGCAGUUCCGUUCAAAGUAUAAGCAGCGGAUGGAGCGCCAGUUCAAGAUCGUCAAGCCGGAUGCCUCACCAGAGGAGGUCCGGGCUGUUGUCAAUGAUGACCAGGGUGGCCAAAUCUUCAGUCAAGCUCUUAUGAACUCGAACCGCUACGGCCAAGCACAAUCCGCGUACCGUGAAGUGCAGGAACGGCACGAGGAUAUCCGGCGUAUCGAGAAGACUCUGACUGAGCUCGCCCAGCUGUUCAACGAUAUGAGUGUCCUCGUUGAGCAACAAGAGGAACAAAUCAACGUCAUUGAGACGACAGCAGCCUCCGUUGAGAAAGACACGGAGCUAGGACUGAACUACACGGAGAAAGCUGUCGUGUCUGCGCGUGCAGCACGCAAGAAGCGAUGGAUCUGCUUCGGGCUUCUCCUUAUCAUCCUCAUAAUCGUUGCCAUCAUCAUCGUCGUUGAAGUUCUCAAGAACCAGAACACAAAGAAGACAAGGACGGUUUCCCCGAUGUAG